This is a messenger RNA of Cryptotermes secundus, 781 nucleotides long. RefSeq lists its product as uncharacterized. Lineage: Eukaryota; Metazoa; Arthropoda; Insecta; Blattodea; Kalotermitidae. The record is from RefSeq and is a predicted model, not a curated record. The transcript is spliced from 4 exons. Bases 183 to 569 code for a protein of 128 amino acids. Gene Ontology annotation, biological process: mitochondrial respirasome assembly.
ACGGGAUGCGUGGAUCAGCUGCAGGAUGUAACCAACUUUCUAAAUAUGGCCGCGUAAUGCGUGUUAAGUGUCGAAGUUAGGAAUGUUAUAGUAAUGGUAUGAUUAAUUUCGUACUGUAAAUACAGGUAAUGAGCUGUUUUUGAUUAAAUUUAAUUCAGUUUAUAUAUUACAUUAGUCACAAGAUGACGUCAAAGUUAAAGAGUUCUGAAAAGAAUGGUGCAACAAUAAAGUCGCAGGCCCUGGAUUCAGUUUGGACAAGGGCAUUCACAUCUAAUUCAGAAUGGCCAGAUAAGGAGGAGUUCUUGGAUGUAAUUUAUUGGUCAAGACAGGCUCUAGGAAUAAUUAUUGGCUUGCUGUGGGGUCUCAUUCCAUUAAAGGGCUUCAUUGCAUUGUUAUUGUUUGUCCUGGUGAACGCUGGAUUAAUUUACAUAUAUUUCACAAAUUUUCAAAGCGUGGAUGAAGAAGAAUAUGGAGGUGCAUGGGAAUUGACAAAAGAAGGUUUUAUGACAUCAUUCGCAGGAUUUUUGGUUACAUGGAUAAUAAUAUAUUCAGGAUUACACUUUGAAUAAUCUAGGUGUGAUGAAUUUUUCACGGGUAAUGGGAAUUGUGAUGGGAAUUUUCUUGUGUUAUUUUAUAUUGAAGACAUCUGUAUGAAGUUUAUUGAAUAAACUGUAGUGAUAAUUGUUGUCAAGCUUACAUUGUAGAUGUACAUUCAUAUAUUCCACUACGUGGUAUUUGUUCUACAAUGAGAACAUUUCUAAAAAAUAAAUUAUAUUCAUCA